Messenger RNA from Gadus macrocephalus (Pacific cod), 6001 nucleotides. Its product is annotated as glutamate receptor ionotropic, NMDA 3B-like. Lineage: Eukaryota; Metazoa; Chordata; Actinopteri; Gadiformes; Gadidae. Gene Ontology annotation, biological process: modulation of chemical synaptic transmission; synaptic transmission, glutamatergic; ionotropic glutamate receptor signaling pathway. The transcript is spliced from 3 exons. Gene Ontology annotation, molecular function: transmitter-gated monoatomic ion channel activity involved in regulation of postsynaptic membrane potential; NMDA glutamate receptor activity. The coding region runs from base 1958 to 4300 and encodes 780 amino acids. Gene Ontology annotation, cellular component: plasma membrane; postsynaptic membrane. The record is from RefSeq and is a predicted model, not a curated record.
CACCCCUCUCCUCCUCCCCUCUCCUCCUCCCUCUCCUCUCACUCCUACACUGCUCUUCAAAGCGAGCCCUGUCCGUCCUCCGCCUACCUCCGUUCCUCCGUUCCUCCACCCCUCCCCUCCUCCGCCCCUCCCCUCCUCCACCCGACCCUUAUACUCCGCUCUCGUUGGCCUCGGAUUCCUACUUCAAACCGUUUCAGAAAGUGUCGGAUAGAUUUAGCAGCGAUCCGUCGAGCAGCCACAGGAAACAAAGACCUCAGCCUCCUACGAGGGGAAGGCAUCGCCGCCGCACAGAAAACAGGACAAAAAGGAAUAUUAUGUUGGAUAGCAAUAACAAAUAAGGGGAACGCUGGUUAUGGCUACAUCUCAGUGUUUCAGGCACGGAGGCGGAAACAUAUUCACCGAUCCACGCCUCCAGUGUGGGAUUAACAUCAGCCCUGUUAACCCCUAAUAACUGAACCCUCUCCAACCCGAUGCCUAAACUUAAACAGCUCUUACCAGAUGCCUAAACUUCACCAUUACUAACCUAAUACCCUAACCAAGCCCUCCGAAACGAAUUCCUAAACUAAACCAUCUCUAACCAGAUACCUGAACGAGAGAGAGAGAGAGAGAGAGAGAGAGAGAGGGAGAGGGAGAGGGAGAGGGAGAGAGAUGGAGAGAGAGAGAGAGAGCGCAAGCCUCACUCAUACCUAUUCUUUACAUGCAGUGGAAACAGUGCAGUAUAUUAAGUAUAGUACACAUUGUGUGUUCCACAGAGUUUCAAUCUUCCUUGCAGUAGAAUACAAAUAAUUUUGCAAGCCAGUGAUUGAAGGAAUUAAUUAAAGAGAAAUUUGCAGUAUUAAUGUUAUUUUAAUGUAUGCCGUUUGGAAUAAUAACAAAAAAUGUAUUGUGAUAUACUCUGUUUUGUCUCCGUGUACGUUGACGUCCCUCUCUUGCUGUCCCUUUAGCUUGUUGUUGUACGUGUGUGUUCCUAUAUAUGCAAAUGUAUGCGUUCGUCUGCUAAUGUUGUUAAUCAUGCGUGUCGGUAUCGCAAAGAAGGAGAGAGAUACAGAGAGACGGAGAGUGAGCGUGAUCGAGUCAGCACACAGUGUGUGUGUGUGUGUGUGUGUGUGUGUGUGCGGGGGGGGGGGGGGGGGGGUCUACAUAGAGGUCAGGAGGUCCCCAUGAGGGACCGGGCGAUCAGCCUAGGGCUAAUUACCAUCCGGAGCCGUCAGAGCACAGCCUGACCCUCCUGCUCUCCUCCUCUUCCUCCUCCUCUUCCUCAUUCUUCCUCCUUUCCCUCUCCACACUGUCCUCCUCUUCCUGCUCUUCCUCCUCCUCCUCCUCCUCCUCCUCCGGCUCUUCCUCGUAGAGGGGUGGGGCUAACUCUUCUUCUUCUUCUUCUUCUUCUUCUUCUUCUUCUUCUUCUUCUUCUUCUUCUUCUUCUUCUUCUUCUUCUUCUUCUCCAGUGACUCCCUGACUGGCUCGUUAAGCUCAUUAACGGUUGUCUCUUCCCGUUACUGGACUGAUCGGGCCGGUUUCAUUCUGUUAGCUCGUCUACUUCCUGUUUGCCGACCAGAUGUUUGUUGCGUCUGUUCCUCGUGUUUCUUUGUUCUUUCCUCCUCCCCUGUUUCUCUCUCUCUCUCCCUUUAUCUCCCUUUAUCUCUCUCUCUCUCUGGCUGCUCUAUAUUCCCUCUGCUGGGGUUAGCAUUCAUGGAUUGCUAUCUAUUUACUGGCGGCAGCCAAAGUGAAUCUAACAAUAUGCGCAGUAAUUGCAGUAGCAAAAACUGGUGUGGUGAAUGACAAUAGUGUAACUUCUUCAGUCGAAUGCUCUUCCCCUCUGUCCCUCUCUCUUUCACUCUCCCUCUCUCCUUAUCCCCUAAUCGAUGUUGUCCUUCUUCUCCAAGGUUUCUCUUCCUCCCUCUUCCUCCCUCUCUCUCUCUCUCUCUCUCUCUCUCUCUAGUUGUUCAUUCAGAGUGGGAUGGUUAGAUGCAUAGCGAUUAAACACACAUCUUUCUCUCUCCCUCCUCCCCUCGCUUUUGUCUUUGUGUGUCUUUCCCCUUCUGUGUGUGUUUGUGCCACUCUUUCAUCAUCUCUUUGUGCAUUUGUUUCUUUUCCACAUUUAUUUGUGUGUGUAUGUGUGCUUGUGUGUGUGUGUGUAUUUAUGUGUUGCCUGCAUGUGUGUGGGUUUCUCUAUCUAUUUCUCUGUCUCGUUCUGUGUUUGUGUGUGUGUCCUUCUCCAACUCUUUCUUUGCGUGUGUGUGUGUGUGUGUGUGUGUCUGUCUGCUUCUGUGUGUGUGCGUGUGUGUGUUUGUGUGUGUUUGUGUAUGUUUAUGUGUAUGUGUGUCUGUGUCUAUGUGCCUCUGUGUGUGUGUCUGUGUCUGUGUGUGUGUGUGUGUGUGUGCGUGUCUGUGUCUGUGUGUGUGUGUGUCUGUGUCUGUGUGUGUGUGUCUGUGUGUGUGUGUGUGUCUGUGUCUAUGUGUGUGUGUCUGUGUGUGUGUGUGUGUGUGUGUGCGUGUGUGUCUGUGUCUGUGUGUUUGUGUGUGUGUCUGUGUGUGUCUGUGUCUGUGUCUAUGUGUGUGUGUGUGUCUGUGUGUGUGUGCGUGUGUGUCUGUGUCUAUGUGUGUCUGUGUCUAUGUGUGUGUGUCUGUGUGUGUGUGUGUGUGUGUGUGUGCGUGUGUGUCUGUGUCUGUGUGUCUGUGUGUUUGUGUGUGUGUCUGUGUGCGUGUGUGUCUGUGUCUGUGUCUAUGUGUGUGUGUGUGUCUCUGUCUAUGUGUGUAUGUGUGUGUGUGUCUGUGUCUAUGUGUGUGUGUGUGUGUGUGUCUGUGUGUCUGUGUGUUUGCGUGUGUGUCUGUGUCUAUGUGUGUGUGUGUCUGUGUGUGUGCGUGUGUGUCUGUGUCUAUGUGUGUGUGUGUCUGUGUCUAUGUGUGUGUGUGUGUGUCUGUGUGUGUCUGUGUGUGUGUGCGUGUGUGUCUGUGUCUAUGUGUGUGUGUGUGUGUGUGUCUGUGUGUCUGUGUGUUUGCGUGUGUGUCUGUGUCUAUGUGUGUGUGUGUCUGUGUGUGUGCGUGUGUGUCUGUGUCUAUGUGUGUGUGUGUCUGUGUCUAUGUGUGUGUGUGUCUGUGUGUGUGUGUCUGUGUGUGUGCGUGUGUGUCUCCAGACUCUCCAGAUGGGGAUCCAGCACUUCUCGGGUCUCUUUGUGCUGCUAUGUAUGGGCGUGGGCGGAGCCUUGCUGACCCUGGCGGGAGAACACACCUUCUAUCACCUGGUCAUCCCCCGCCUCAGACGCACCAACACACUGACCUACUGGCUGCACACCAGCCAGAAAAUCCACCGAGCGAUCAACACUAACUACGAAGACGUGGGCAAGGAGCUGGCCGGCCUCGACCAGAACCCCUCCCCCUGCGUGUCGGACAACUGCACCCUCCACAGGAAGCAGAAGGCGGCGCGCGCCCCCUACUCCUGCCUGCCCCCCGCCGUGGCGGCCCCCCCCUCGCUGGGCGACUCCAACAGCAGCUCCUCCCCCUCCUCCCACGAGCCCAAGGAGAAGCGCGUGACCUUCGACCUGGAGACGCUCCACAGCUACCGGCUGCGCACGCACACCGCCUCGGUGCGCGGGCGGCCCGGCAUGGUGGGACGUCCCGGCCUGGGCCUGGGGGGGCUGGGCGGCCUGGGCCUGGGGGGCUUCUCCUCCGCCGCCGCCGCCGCCUCGCCCUCCUCCUCCUCGUCGGCCGCCUCCCCCCAGGUGCACGCCAACGGGGGGCCGGUGUCGGCGCUGAGCGGCUCCCCGGGCCUGGCGCUCUCGCCGCUCGGUAACCGCGCCAACCAGACCAGCCUGUGGGAGGGCGAGCUCCAGGAGCUCCAGGGGAAGAUUGAGCUGUUCCGCUGCCAGCUGCGCGAGGCGCUGGCCCGCCGCGCCGAGAUCCAGAGCAGCCUGGAGCGCGAGCGGGGCGGGCUGGGGCGCCGCGAGACCUCCCUGGAGCGGGAGCGCGACCGCCAGAGGAUACAGACGGUCUGCGCCCCCCAGGCCAGGCCCCCGGAGGGGGGGGGCGCGGCCCGGGCAGACGCUGAACAACGUGCAGGCGGGCGGGCGGCUGAGCACGGUCAACAGCCUGGACCGCGGGCGGCCCGCCCUCGCGCACACACUCAACGCUCUGGCCGAGAGAACGGUCCAAUUGCGCAUCUCUACCAGCCUGGAGCGAGGCCAGGCCAACCAACCGGGCGCCGGGAACGAGGGGGAGAGGGGGAGGACUGGCCAGUCACGGAACACGGCGAGCCUGGACCGACAGAAGGCGAACCUCGGGCGCACUGUGAACACUUUGGAUAGGACGAAAGCCAGCCAAUCGGGCGCGAGCAGUGGAACUUAACGGACUUGGGGAGAAAGGGGCGGGGUUUACAGGGACGCGUGCAGCAGACAAUAUGUGGUGUUGGAAGAGGUCAUAGGGCAGAGGUCAGAGGUCAAGGUAAUGUUAUACAUGCUCGUUUGGCUCACAAUACCACCAUUCGAUUUUACUUCAAAACCAUGCACUGCAAAUAUUAUAGAUAGUGUUAUCUCACCUUCAAAUGACCAUCCGAUUCAAAUUCAAAUAAUGAUCCACAACCCUUCCGAAAGAAACGUACUAAACUCUGAAAAGGUCAGAUCAGAUCCACGUCUUCAUACGUCAGUUCAAGAAGAAAGUCACAGCUAUCUAUCAACACUUCAAAAUGAUGUCAGCCCUUUUGGUUUAGCAGACGCACUGCCCAGUGUGAGGUCUAUCAUGGGGCGGGUUUGAAAAGGUGCCGGUACGAUGGUGAACCCCUAAAGAACCCAUCACCUCUGGCCGCCCGUUAGACGGACAGAAAGCCUUCUGGUCGGUCGAGCCGAGAGGAGGACUUGCUGUUGAGCUGUCUGAACAGCACAGGCAUUAAAGCAACGUCACAGCAAACACCGCUCAAAUAAUUCAGUUGACCUACAGAGUCCAGAGUUUCUGUCGAGGGGAUGGCCAGCAGCAACAUGUAUGACUAUAUUUUUUAAAACACAGAAUCAUAUUUUGUUACAGAUGAGAAGCUAACAUUGAUGUUUUGAUGUCACUCGAGGAAUAUUGUCAUGUGUGAGUUGUAGAGAGAGAAAUCUCAUUUAUUUUUUACAUUUGAUAGUGGCCAUACAGCGACUCGCAUUCAUUCAAUAUAUCUGGAACUAUAUUCAAGAAGGGUUCCCCAGAAAGGUCUAAUUAUGUAAACAGAGAUGUGGAUUUUGAUGUCUGUGGACAGGGUCUAGUGUCCUCAAACACUCAUCAACAAUCCAGCCACAGACAUAUUCUGACUGUGUUUGGCCUUUAACCCAUUCGUUCUUUUAUUUUUUUGCUCGUAUUCUAUGUCAUGUUUUAUUUAACUGUAUGCCUUCUGCGUUAAUUUUAUACAUUCUGAAUAUUCAUAACUAUGCUAUGAUAUUGAAAUAAAUUAUGAGGUUUUUUUUCAUAAUAAUCAAUUCAAACAAAUAACGCAUUUUAAUAUUUGGACCUCAGAGCGAUACAAAAUAUAUUUUUGUGAUCUGCAUUUUCAAAGUCGGUGGAUUAAAGCGUCCUGGGAAAAUAUGGCGAAAAAAUCUUUGCAAAAACGAUCACAGAGCAAAGGGUGUGAACGAUAAACCUUUAAUCUCGCCAACAGCGGACUUAAUAUCCGUGGAAGUCAACAAACACGUUGCUAUUUAAUGUAGACGACUUCAUCCCCCCCCCCAAAAAGGUCCGAUGUAUUUGCACAAAAGUCUGAGAUGUGAAGGGUGCUAUGUUGGUAAUGUUGUAAAUGUAAAAAUAAUUGAAUCUUGACUGUGUUGUAAAUGGUGGCGUGGACAUGGGAUGUUUAUGAGACAGAAACCUUAUGAAUCCAUAAAUAUAUAGCCUAUGAUGUCUUUUGGAGGGGCUUAUGGCAUAAGACAUAUAUAUAGAUAUACAUACAAAUACUUUUGAAUUAUUAUGAAUUGUAUCUGCAUAUUAUUGGAUUUAUGACAUUGAAUCAUUCUCAUGUUUUGAAAUAAACAUUUAUACACUGA